UCAAUCCUGUAAGCCUAUUACGCGUGUGAGUGAGUUUGGAUUUUGUGAAAAGAGAGAAGAUGUGGUUGUUUGGUAGAAAAGGGCCAUCCGGGUUCUCAUCUUCUUCAACAGCCGCGGAAGUUACAGAAGGAAUUGAUGGGACUGGUCUCACUGCCAUUGUUACAGGAGCAACUAGCGGUAUUGGCACUGAAACUACACGUGUCCUUGCAUUGCAUGGGGUCCAUGUUAUUAUGGGUGUAAGGAAUAUGACUGCUGCUAGAGAUGUCAAAGAAGCAAUAGUCAAGGAAGUCCCCAAUGCUAAAGUUGAUGCCAUGGAGUUGGAUCUCAGUUCCAUGGCAUCUGUGAGGAGAUUUGCAACAGAUUUCGAUAACCAGGGUCUGCCACUGAAUCUCUUAAUAAACAAUGCAGGAAUUAUGGCAUGCCCAUUCAUGCUUUCCAAGGACAAUAUAGAGAUGCAGUUUGCUACAAAUUAUGUAGGUCAUUUUCUUUUGACUAGUCUUUUAUUGGAUACUAUGAAGAAGACAGCGCAGAAGAGUAACAGGGAAGGAAGAAUUGUAAAUGUCUCCUCAGAGGCUCACCGAUUUGCAUAUCGUGAAGGAAUUCGUUUUGACAAAAUUAAUGAUGAAUCAGGGUACAGCAGUUUUGGUGCAUAUGGUCAAUCGAAGCUUGCCAACAUUUUGCAUGCUAAUGAGCUUGCAAAACAAUUGAAGGAAGAAGGAGCGAAUAUAACUGCAAAUUCGCUUCAUCCAGGAUCAAUUGUUACAAAUCUUUUCCGUUAUAAUGGAUUCAUAAGAGGCCUUUGUAAUACGGUUGGAAAGUUCGUGCUUAAAGAUGUUAAGCAGGGAGCUGCUACGACAUGCUAUGUGGCUUUACACCCCCAAGUCCAGGGGAUAAGUGGGGAGUACUUCUCUGACAGUAACUUGGCGAAGACAACCGCACAGGGUAAGGAUAUGGAUAUGGCGAAGAAGCUCUGGGAUUUCAGCGUGAAUUUAAUUAAAUGAUGUAGCUUCUAGCCAAGCCAGACGUAUACAUGGUGAGCAAUAAGUUGUAGCCGACAGAGAAUGCUUGCCAAUAACCAAGUAAAUGUUUG
Molecule: messenger RNA, 1090 nt
Organism: Pistacia vera
Lineage: Eukaryota; Viridiplantae; Streptophyta; Magnoliopsida; Sapindales; Anacardiaceae
Product: short-chain dehydrogenase TIC 32, chloroplastic-like
Exons: 8
Coding region: 60-1001 (313 amino acids)
Source: RefSeq, a predicted model, not a curated record